Messenger RNA from Plasmodium inui San Antonio 1, 1725 nucleotides. RefSeq lists its product as hypothetical. NCBI's taxonomy places the organism in Eukaryota, Apicomplexa, Aconoidasida, Haemosporida, Plasmodiidae. The coding region runs from base 1 to 1725 and encodes 574 amino acids. The record is from RefSeq and is a predicted model, not a curated record. The transcript has a single exon.
AUGGAACACCCUGCAGUGAAGACGGAAAACAUAGCCCACACGGCGAACACGGAAAACUUGUCCAACGCACCCAAUAAUGUCCCGUACACCUUCGAGCACUCCAGAAACCUGGGCAACAAAAUCCUUAAGCCCAUACGCCAGGAAAAGAUCGUCAAGGUGCCCGUGACCCAGUAUGUGGAAAAAAUCAUAGAGAAGGAAGAAAUCAAAUUCGUCAACAAAUAUGUCGAUGUCGUCAAACCAAUAAUCACUUACAAGACGAAGCACAUUUCCAAGCCAAUCUAUUUAGACAAAAUUAAGUAUGAGCCCAAGCUGAUAGAGAAGGAGAAAAUUAUACACAUCCCAAAAAUAGAGUACAGAAAUAAAAUCGUAGAAAUACCUGUGUAUCUUCAUAAGCAAAAUAUCAUAGAGAAAAAAGUCCCCCUAAUCAUUGAGCGAGUUAUUCCUGUCCUGAAGGUCAAAAAAAUCGAGAAGGAGGUCCUCACAGAUGUGAUCGAAAUUCCUUCAAUCUGCGAAAUGGCUAAAAGGGAGAGAAUCAUAAAUAGUAGUACCAAACAGGAAUAUACAAACAGGGUGAUGGUCCCUCAGAUGGCAAGGGGAGUCUCCGACAGAAAUAACUUUUACGCAGUAGCAGAAGCGAACGAAAGCCAGGAUAUGUACAAUAAGGAAACGUACAGAAAUAUGGAGUCUCGAAAUGAUACUUGUUCCCCCGCUGUAUAUUUUCCAGUGCAAAUGUUCCCGUCCACCGAAAUGGAGAAGUUUAAAGGACCACAUCGGGGAAGUCACUCCGUCGUGAGAAGCGAAUCGGAUGAAGACUCCUGUGGGGGGAAAUUGGAACAUAAAAAUGAAACCACGUAUAAUGAGGCCACGCAUGAGGAGGGUGAGGAAGGUGAAGACAGGAAGCAAGGUGACAACUAUGGAGACGCCGCGGGAAAUGCGGAAGGAACGCCUAACGAGGAAUAUUUAUCCAGCGGGCAGGACCUACACAUCGGUCAACGGCUACACGACGGUGAAUCCAUAUCGAGGGAAAACGCACAAGGUACAGUGCAGACCGGGCAUUACAGAGAAGACGAUCUGUAUAAGAAGUCGAAUAUCACGCAUGUCAGCAUACACCUUCCCACAACGAAGGAGGAGCUUCGUGAGGCUCUCCAACGGAAUUCUUCCAACGGAGGGGAGGGCAGUUAUGGCGUGUCUUUGAACCAGGCAACGGAGGAAAGGAGCGGCAGCAACCGGAUAGCUAGCAGUGGUGCGAGCAACCUGCGAAGCGGAAACAACGGAUACGCUUCGGAUAACCACCUCUUCACCUACAACCACAGAGACGGCAGAAACGGCAGAUACAACGAGUACAAUAUGAACCAAGUGAUGAGCGAGCAGCUAAUCAGAGAGUCUUUUAACGACUCCAGACGAGACAUGUCCAAGUCAGUAGAAGAGAACGUCGGCCAGGGGAACUAUUACUCGGAUGUGAAGGGCCGAAUAGAAUCUCAGCAACAUAACCUUUCCGUGCCAUCCAACAUCCACGUGUAUAAGGAAAACUACUCUUCAUCUCAGAACGUGUACAGAAAUGAGUCCGGGAAAACGCGGUCAAACUUUAUGCCUUCCUAUGCGAACAGCAAUGGGCAGGCAAUUGUAUCCGUGCGCCCCGCCACCAUUUUGGAGUACGUCCCCAAGCAGACGAAGGGCAAGUCGCGCUUCUGCAGCUUCCUAAACAGGUGUUGCGGCGAGGAGUAA